This is a messenger RNA of Formica exsecta, 1317 nucleotides long. Its product is annotated as transmembrane protein 179. NCBI's taxonomy places the organism in Eukaryota, Metazoa, Arthropoda, Insecta, Hymenoptera, Formicidae. The coding region runs from base 258 to 926 and encodes 222 amino acids. The record is from RefSeq and is a predicted model, not a curated record. The transcript is spliced from 2 exons.
ACGUUGUGACAUCUGGCGCUCGCAUCACAUUGCUAUGAUCGCGGCCGGUGAUUCUGCGCGCACGUUCACGGACGAUUAUUUUGACAAGCACUUUGUGUACGAUUCAAAGUGAUUCGAAGCAUCUGUCAAUGAGAAGGAAGCGGGAUUCAUGGAUUCCGACUAAUAACGGUUUGUCACAAUCGUAUACGAGAUCCUGUCAGUUCACCUGGACGGUGAGAAACACUCUCGUUUCAACCGUACAAUUCUCAUCCUGAAAUAUGGCAUUGACGAAUAUCCUGCUGCUCAGUCAAAUAGCGGGUUACGUCGUGGCUCUUAUCCUGUCACUCUGCAUCAUCGUACCUAUGAGCCUGCACCAGGAUGAGUUUAGAGGACAUUGUCUCCUGUUUUCGACCGGAGUCUGGCAGGAGUCGGAUGGCCAGUUCGUGGUGAACUGGGCAUCGCAAGCAUACUGUAAUUAUACGAUAUUCGUAGGCCUGAUGCUCCUCAUAGCAUCGGCGGUACAGAUCUAUCGGUUGUCCCUGCUCAUGUACCGCAGCGAGGAUAGCUCGUUUCUCUCUGCGUUUGUGGACGUCGUCAUGUCCAUCAUCCUCACUACCAUCACCCUGAUCGCGGCGAUUAUCGUUACUUUAGGCUUUAUGACUUGGUGCCAAUGUAUGACCAAGAGAUUCCCAUCGUGCGAACUAGCCGCUGGAAAUGAUAUUGAUAAGGCUGACGAUAUCGAUACAUCUGGCUUUCAUAUCGAACUCGGCGCUGCACAGUUUGGCAUCUGGAGCAGUCUAUCGAUUUGGGUCGGUUUGUCAGUUUUCGCUGUCUUAAAACUGUUACGAUACCAUCAGUUGGAGAACAUGAAGGUAUCUAUGUAUAGAGAGAGGCAAAAAUUAAUAGAAGCUACUACAAGCGGCAUUCAGCAGCAGGAACCGAGUUAAAAUUCGGUAGGCUAAGUUUUCGUUUCUCAGGGGUGACAUGUUUAAGAAUAUAUGUUUGUUAAUUCACAAGGGCAAAUAAGACUAUAUCUCUAACAACAUAUAUUUAUGUAAACAGUUACAGUAUAUGAAUUUUUUGAUAAUUUUUAAACGCCCAGAAUUAAUGUAAGUGAAAUGAUAUGUUAAUAUAACGAAUAUCAUUCUGUUACAAACUGAUGCAGAGUUGAUUAGUUUCACAAAAAGGAACAGUUAAAAUUUUUUUUUAUUGAAAGGUCAAUGUAUAUAUAUACAGCAAAAUAUUUUUAAAGUAUUACACACGUUUAGCAGAGAUUAUAACCUCGUUUACAAUUGAGAAGAAAAAUUCUUUAAUAAAAUAAUAAAAGUUAAAAAAAAA